Messenger RNA from Paramecium octaurelia, 882 nucleotides. NCBI's taxonomy places the organism in Eukaryota, Ciliophora, Oligohymenophorea, Peniculida, Parameciidae. The record is from the annotation of a GenBank genome assembly.
AUGCAAUAUCACCUUUCCAUAAUAUCAGCAGUUGCAUAUAUCAAAAAAUUAGGAUUAAUUGCACUUGCCGGAGAAAACAUUAAAAUUAUAAAUCUAUAAAAGGAUAAAGAAUAAUAGGAAAUUAAAACAGAAAAAUACAUCAAAAUUUUUCAAUUGCUAUUCAAUGAGCAAGAUUCCAACUUAUACUAAUUCAAUCUAAAUAAAACCAUCAUCAAAUAUAGAUUGAAAGGUAGGAUAUUUGUAUUGGAUAAGCAAUUUCAAUUGGAUUAUGAAUUCUUUCCUACACUUGCUACGGUAACUCAUGAUAAUCAAACUAUCAUUAUUGGAGGAAUGCAUUCAAAUAUACUUGUAUUUUAUAAUAUGGUUAAUGACUGUUGCUUUAAAUUAGAGCUACCUAAUCCUGAAAUUUAGAAUUAUUGCUUAUUAAAAAAUCCAGAAAAUAGGUUAAUUUUAUCUUAAAAUUGCUUGAUUAAUAUUGAGAAUAAAAAAGUUAUCAAAUCAGUCAAUACUUUAUCUUCAGAAGUAAAAAGCUGGUCUUAAUCUGGUCUAUUUUAUUCUAGGGAAUAGGAAUAUAAAAUAUAUAUUACUUCUGCCAUUAAACAUAAAAUUUUGAGAAAAUUUUCUGUUGAUAGAUAUCAUGUUUCUAUUCGCUAAAUAUUUUCAGAAACAGGGAAAUAUUACUGCUUAUAAAAAAAAUAUGAAGUUGUAGAACUCUAUGAUAUAUCAACAGGGAUUGCUCAUUAAAUUAAUUAAAAGUAUUUAAUGAAUUGUAAUGAUUUAUAAUUUAAUGAAAAUGACAAAGUUUUUUUAAUUGUAGCCAACAAUAAAUCAUUUUAUUUAUGGAAUUUGGAUUAAAUUUUAAAAGAAGCAACUUAAUCUUGA